Messenger RNA from Amoebophrya sp. A120, 339 nucleotides. The record is from the annotation of a GenBank genome assembly. Lineage: Eukaryota; Dinophyceae; Syndiniales; Amoebophryaceae.
UGGCGACCGAGCGACCGCAUGGCGCUUGCAGAUGGCGCGGAAGCCGGGCGCGUCAUUGGCGGGGCCGCGAUAGGUUUGCAGCCGGCGAGCGACAUAGGGGGGGGGCGGUGCCGAAUUUCUCGGCCUGCAUGCAGUGCGUUGCUAGCGUCUCCGCUCGCCGUGUGCUUCCCGGCGCACCGCAGCAAGCGAGCCGGGUGUCGGCUUCGCCAGCCUGCAGCAAGCUUCCGUCGAUGCAUGGCUUGAUUGUUGCCGCCGCCAUAAUUUGGCAUCUAUUUACGUUGGGCUCGCACGUUGUGAGUGUGGCCCCCGGUCAAUGAAAACGAAACUUCGACUGUCGGU